UUCGUUGCUCUGUCUCUCUCGCACUCAUGGGGCGUCCCGCAUAGGUGCGAGAGAGACAGCGACGGAAACGCGACUCUCCGGGCCAGUCUGCAGACCGAUGAAUGGAGCGAGGAAGAAGAAAGUGUUAUUCCCUCCGCCCGAGGUUUUGAAAGGAAACAAACAGCUUCUCUCCAUUCAGACUGCACAUGACUAAUCUCCUCGAAUUCGGUAUGCAUGUCGCCCGAGAAGUUGCGCUUGUUACAUAGGUAGCGGGGCAUGUGGCCGCCUCGCUAAAGUGUCUAAAGGCCCGGCCCGGCCGCAACCGCAGUCCGUGCUGGUCCACCUCCACACAGGGUCACCGUCCCGCCCUGCCAGGUGCCCGACAUGAAGUCCAUCCUGUUUUGCCUCUCCGCCGUGGUUCUCGGAGCCGCGCUGGGCGGCACGUUCAAAGGGAAGCUGGAGACCUUCGUGGACAGCGCGUUGGAGAAGACCGGCGACUUGCUGACCAGCGACGACUUCUCCAAGAUCCAGUUCAUCCUCUACACCAAGUACAAGAAUUACAGCUACCCGAUCGCCAAUGCCGCCGACCUGCUGGCAGAGCCCGCCUUCGACGCCGGCAAGCCCACCGCCCUCUACAUGCACGGCUGGAGGGAGUCCAACGAGAGCGGGAGUGUUGGCGUGGUGUCCAGAGCGUUCCUCCGGCGGGGGUCGCACAACUUCGUCCUGCUGGACUGGGGCGAAUACGUGAAGGGCGAUUACGCUAUCUCGGUCCUGCGCUGCACCGCUGCGGGCGAGGCCGUGGGCGCCGCGGUGAACCGCAUGGUGGACGCCGGCCUCGACCGGGACACCUUCUGGCCCAUCGGCCACUCCCUGGGCGGCCAGCUCUCCGGCGUCAUGGCCAAGAGCCUCGACUUCAAGCCCAGCAGGAUCACGGCGCUCGACCCGGCAGGGCCGGCCUUCGGCAUCCCAGCGACGCCCCAGCUGUCGCGCGACGACGCCGUGAUGGUGGACGUGAUCCACACGGACGCGGGCGUCAGCGGCGCCUCCUCUAACGACGGCACCAUUGACAUCUGGCCGAACGGCGGCACGCGGCCCCAGCCCGGCUGCCACAUCGGCGAGACCGACCUUUCGGACUCGCUGCUCUUCUGCAGCCACCACCGCUCCUGGGAGUUCUUCGCCGAGUCCAUCGACGACGAGACCGCCUUCCCCGCCGUCAGCUGCCGCUCCUGGAGCGCCUUCCAGAAGGGCCUGUGCCCCGUCAACGACUCGAACGUCGUGUACAUGGGCUUCGCCGCGCCUGCCACCUCCCUCAAGGGCACCUUCUUCCUGCGGACCGGCUCUGAGAAACCGUUCGGCCUCGGCGUCGACGGGACCCGGCCGGCCAGCGCCGAGGACGCGGAGGAAGCCUCCACCGCGGACCACGUUGACGUCACCGACGACACCGCCGCUACCGAGGACUCCGCGGACGCCGAGGACGCCGUCGAGGAUGCCAGUGAGGACGCCGAGGACGGGGGCGAGGACGACGCCGUGGAUACCCACGACGACGCCACCACAACCUCCACUCCUAGCGGCGGCCUUGUCGGCCUCCUUCGGCGGCUCGGUUAACACUGCGGCAGCACCAGAAAACUCGACGUGAAAUGACUGAUGUUCUGGUUCAUAAAAUAAAGAGUAGAGCCUUUAA
Molecule: messenger RNA, 1660 nt
Organism: Thrips palmi
Lineage: Eukaryota; Metazoa; Arthropoda; Insecta; Thysanoptera; Thripidae
Product: lipoprotein lipase-like
Exons: 7
Coding region: 364-1584 (406 amino acids)
Molecular function (GO): lipase activity
Source: RefSeq, a predicted model, not a curated record